Messenger RNA from Aureobasidium subglaciale EXF-2481, 472 nucleotides. RefSeq lists its product as uncharacterized. The coding region runs from base 98 to 349 and encodes 83 amino acids. The transcript has a single exon. NCBI's taxonomy places the organism in Eukaryota, Fungi, Ascomycota, Dothideomycetes, Dothideales, Saccotheciaceae. The record is from RefSeq and is a predicted model, not a curated record.
UCCAUGAUCCAGAUCUUUAGCUUGCUGUCCUCCAGUACGAUGCUUAUCAGUCGACUUCUCGGAUAUAAGCCAAAGUUGCGAGGAGCCUGAGAUUUGAAUGUAUGGGUGUCGAAGCUGCCGUUAUAAGCUUGGGCUACAAGGACUCUCAUUGUUCAUCUCUAACUCCAGUGCAGCUGCAGAACACAUAGUUAUCCAUGACCAAAGAGGCUGUGCAAAGAAGAUUGGCGGAAACCCACACCAGCACCUCAGUUGCACCUGCCAUACUCACAGAUUGAUCACACUCUUAAAGUCCGACUCAAGCUUCACGACAGAGCUAGACAUGUCUAUUGAUAUGCCGUCACUGUCAUAACUCGCAUACUCUUCAAUCUCGUCAUCAAAACAAACUCACACACCCCGAACCUCUAACAUCAUCAUCGUCAUACCUAUACCACACAAACUUGAUUACCGCAAACCCUCCGCCCAUGACAUCUCC